GGUAGCCUAUUGUGGAGGAGAGGAGACUCCUUCUGGACCCAUCAUACCACCAUGCUCAGCUAGAAUCGAUUAAAGACUUUACCAGCGGGCGGUGAAGUUGCUUGCAAAAGGAGUAUUGAUUGUUGAUAAGACCAGCAUGUAUUUUGGUAACGUCUGUCAGACCACUACCCUGCCUUCAUUGGACCUUGGGCCUCCUGUGGGAGGAGUCCACCAAUCCAUGGAGCUGAAGCCCCUCCUCCCGCUCAGCCUGUUCCAUGGUUUCACUGAAAUGGACCGCGUUCACAAAUCCCAGAUUGGUCCAGGAUUUGGACUAACCACGCCCCUUAUGAGGAAACCCAGCUCAUCGUGUGCCGUGUGCCGACUGAGGUUCAACUCAGAGAGCCAGGCCUCAUCCCAUUACAAUGGUACCAAACACUUCAAGAGGCUCAAAGCCCUUGACUCACCGGACUGCAAGACCAGAGCCCCCGACACAGUAACCAAGGAAACCACGACCAAGAGCGUAUCACCCUGCCUUGUGCCGCCCAGCUCAGAACCCAGUUCAAGAGAUGUCACAGCCGGAGCCGUGUUGUCACCACCCUCUGCCUCUGGGGUGGUUCCAUCGACCUGCUGCCCUUCUGUAUCCAUGGAAAUGCCCUCUGACCCCUCUCUGUCACUCUGUCCCCUGAUGGAGAAGGAGAUGGAGGGAGAGGUGGAGGAGGUUGUGGAGUCGGAGGAAAAGAAGGCCAAGAGACAACUAUACUGUUCUCUCUGCAAGGUGGCGGUCAACUCUGCAUCCCAGCUACAGGCUCACAACAGCGGCACGAAACACAAGACAAUGCUGGAGGCCAGGAGCGGCGACGGAGCCAUAAAGUCAUUCCCCAGGUCAGGGGUCAAAGCCAAGCUGGCCACUCCCACUGAGGUGUCGACUGGGCUCCAGAACAAAACUUUCCACUGUGAGAUCUGCGAUGUGCACAUCAACUCCGAGACACAACUCAAACAGCACAUCAGUAGUAGAAGGCAUAAAGACCGUGCAGCAGGGAAGCCAGCCAAGCCCAAGUUUAGCCCCUAUGGUCUGCCGUCUCAACGCAACCAGAAUCUACAGACAGUUGGGAUCACUCUGAGGAAGGAGCAGGACUUGGCAAAGCCUCUCGUCUCGUGCCUCUUACAGCGGCAUCUCUCCCUCGCUGCUGCUGCUGCCAUGGCAACCCUGUCCCCGUUCCAUUUGCGCCCUGCCCCUACAUCUGGCUCCGCCCUCUUUCAGACUCAGCCCCUCCACCAGACCCUAUUACAUCCUGCCCCAGGACCUCUCCGUACGGCACAUACAUCAGUUCUUUUCUCACCGUACUGACUCAGACCUGAACCAGAUUUGGCCUACUCCUGACUCAGACCCAUGUCAGAUGUACCAGAACCCAACAGAAUCUGUGGGACCAGUGCAGACAAAAUGCAGUCUGUAAAGUUGGAAACAGAACUGGGAUCAGAUUCAGAGUAUUUAUCUCUACUGACCAUCUUGGACCAGGGUGUCUAUGUUGGUUUUUGUGCCAUGCUUGAGUGUGUGCGUGUGUUCAUGUGUUCGAUCGUGUGUUCGUGUGUUUGUCAUGAAAUAUGAGUAUUGUUUUUCAAUAAAGAAUUUGUUGCUUACCUUGAUACUAAUCCCUCUUUGGGUCGCGUUCAAGAAUUUCUCAAACUGAAAUGAAUUAAGAGACUCAGAUCCUUUAUUUUGGCUUCAAACGAUGGGCCUCAAUUAUUUAUUACUGAGAGUACAGGUAAUCCCCUUGGCUUAACUUCUUCAGAUAAAUCACAACAGGAAUGUGCUCCUUGACCGUGACUUUAUUGUCUGGGAGAUGCUGCUGUGCACAGGAGGACCCAGGCCCCAUGAAUCUCUGUAGAGAUCCAUUUAAUCAGACAUAUGUUGGUAAAUCUAAUGUUUUGGUGGGCGGUAGUCUAUAAGAAGGGGUUAACCCCUAUCAAAUAGAACUAUUCGACAUCCUUAACAAGAUUUUUAACAAUAUACGUACAUAUUAUCAUAUGUUUGUAUGGCA
Messenger RNA from Salvelinus fontinalis (brook trout), 2018 nucleotides. Its product is annotated as zinc finger protein 385D-like. The transcript is spliced from 8 exons. NCBI's taxonomy places the organism in Eukaryota, Metazoa, Chordata, Actinopteri, Salmoniformes, Salmonidae. Gene Ontology annotation, molecular function: nucleic acid binding; zinc ion binding. The record is from RefSeq and is a predicted model, not a curated record. Gene Ontology annotation, cellular component: nucleus. The coding region runs from base 137 to 1327 and encodes 396 amino acids.